Molecule: messenger RNA, 2022 nt
Organism: Mucor velutinosus
Lineage: Eukaryota; Fungi; Mucoromycota; Mucoromycetes; Mucorales; Mucoraceae
Exons: 4
Coding region: 1-2022 (673 amino acids)
Biological process (GO): ribosomal small subunit export from nucleus; endonucleolytic cleavage in ITS1 to separate SSU-rRNA from 5.8S rRNA and LSU-rRNA from tricistronic rRNA transcript (SSU-rRNA, 5.8S rRNA, LSU-rRNA); endonucleolytic cleavage to generate mature 5'-end of SSU-rRNA from (SSU-rRNA, 5.8S rRNA, LSU-rRNA)
Cellular component (GO): nucleolus; preribosome, small subunit precursor; 90S preribosome
Molecular function (GO): RNA binding
Source: RefSeq, a predicted model, not a curated record
AUGCCUCGUGUUGAAAGAAAAGGUCGUGCCAACAAGAAGAGAGGAAAGAAGGGAGGAAAGAAGGAAGAAGAUGCCCAAGCCACUAGCAUCACUCCAGGAGAGGCCAUGGACAUUGAUGCUCCUGCUCCCAACAAUGUCGCUACCCAAGAAGGUCCCGGUGGUGUGGUAUUCAAUGAUCAGCAUUUCCAAGCUGCUCACUUUGGUGAAGUUGAUGAAGAAUUGCUUGGUUACUUCAAGAACGUAGAGCAAACAUUAGACGAUCCUCAUUUCGAAACAGGUGAAGAUCAAAGAUUGUUUGUCGAGAAUGUGUACAGUGAAGUCGAUGGCAACGAAUUCCGUCUCUCCACCAACUACUCUUGCUCUUUGAUUCUCGAGAAAUUGCUCAAAGUGUCUGAUUCAUUCCAGCUUCGAGUGUUUAUGGAUAAAUUGAGUGGAAAAACCGUCGAAUUAUUCGCUCAUCGUUUUGCUUCUCAUGUCUGCCAAACCUUAUUGACUUUGGCCGCUGAUGUUGUUGAGCGUGAACAAUUGGAGGGUGUGUCAGCGAAUGAGACAUCUCCUCUCAAGGAAGGUGAAGGCGAGCUUUUGUCCAUGGAGAAGCUCAUCCUCGGUGUGUGUGAAGACAUCAAGCCUCAUGUCGGUGGCCUUAUUUCGCAGCAAUUCGCCUCCCACGAUAUUCGUAUUUUGCUCUUUGUUUUGGCUGGUAAACGUAUUGACGAAUCUGGAGACAUCAAGGGCCAAUUGAGAAGUAAGAAGUCCACUCAGUAUAAAAAGGAGAACAACGACACAUUCACAAAGUCUAGUGUCCGUUUAACACCCACAAGAAAAGUGCCUGAUUCGUUCAAAGCCAUGUUUAGAACGCUCACUACUGAGUUAGCCAUCAACAUGUCCGAGACGGAAGUGCGCACCCUGUCUGUUCACAAAGUCGCCAAUCCUGUGUUGCAGCUCUUAUUGGAAAUGCAAGAGAACGAUAAAGAAGGACAAAAAGCCAAGAACAUCCUUAUUGACCGUAUUUUAUGGGGCAUUGUCACCGAUAUUGAUUCUAAGGAAGAGAAUAGGGACAGAGACUCGUGGUUUGAGACCAUGGUGCGUGAUCCUGUUGGCUCGCAUCUCUUGGAGGUUAUUGUCAAGUGUGCACCAGACGCUAUUUACAGAAAGAUCUUCAAGACGUAUCUCAAGGGCAAGCUCGAAAAGUUCAGCAUGCAUCCCAUUUCCAACUUUGUUAUUCAAAACUUGAUCACGCAUGUCAGAAAAUCCAAGCAACUGGAUCAAAUGAUGGCAGAACUCGGUAAAUCAUUCGAGAAGCUAUUGAAAUUCGGCAAAUAUGGCGUCAUUCGUAGUUUGGUGGACGCCUCUGUUAGAAUGGAGUCAUCUCAAAAAGCUGUGGUGGACGCCAUUGCUGUGGCAUUGCACAUGACUGAAGAUGCUCAGCGCAAAGAAUUCGUCAACUGUUGUAUGCGCAUGUGGACAUAUGAACAAUGGAAUGAAGCAUCAGAGGACGAAAAAUUAGACUUGUACAAAUUCCACCUGCAGGGUUCUUUGAUUGUGCAAGGUAUCAUGAAGAUGGAGGCCGAUGUCAACGCCAUUGUAACCAACAGCUUCCUGUCACAAAGACCUGACACAGUGUAUCGAUGGUGUUUCUCUCCUGCUGGUUCCAGAGCCUUUGAAUCCAUUGUCGCUUCACCCAAUGUCAACGCCAAGAUGAAGAAGAAGAUUAUGCGUGAUUUAUCUGGCAAAUACACAGCACUCGCCAAAGACAAAUUUGGCAGCCAUAUCCUGGAUAAAUGUUGGGCUGCUGCCGACAUUGAUUCCAAAGAGAAGAUUGCUGCUGAACUAGUGAAACACGAGCAUGAAUUGGCCAGUCAUUACAUUGGUAAAAGCAUUCUUUGGACCUGCAAGAUUGAUCAGUACAAGAGAAGACAUGAUGAUUGGGUUGAAAGAGAAAAGGGCGCUGAGCGUAAGCGUGAAAUGUUUAGAGAUAUUCUUGAUGACACACCUGUCGACAAGAAGCGUAAAUUUGCAUAA